ACCAGAAGGAAAAAUUGACAGCUCGUCCAUCUCAUUUCAUGUAGAGGCGUAAUAAGAAUAAUUGUGUAAACCCUAAACGCAAGUAAAACCCUUGUUCUGUUGUCGGGCCCUUUUUAUCAGAUAUAUGGGAAUUUGAACGUGAGUGACCAGAGGCGUUAUUGUGUGAAGCAGUUGCUCAGCGGACAUGGCGGACAAUGAAGUGGAUGUGGGCGCCUCAGCUCCGAAGAAGAGGACAUUCAAGAAGUUUACUUUCAGAGGUGUUGAUCUCGAUGCCCUUCUUGAUAUGUCAUCUGAUGAUCUCGUCAAGCUCUUCCAUGCUCGUGCAAGAAGAAGGUUCCAGCGAGGCUUGAAGAGGCAGCCAAUGGCUCUAAUCAAGAAACUCCGUAAAGCAAAGCGAGAAGCUCCUCAAGGGGAGAAGCCAGAACCAGUUAAAACCCACCUCAGGAACAUGAUUAUUGUCCCUGAAAUGAUUGGAAGCAUCAUCGGUGUUUACAACGGGAAGACCUUCAACCAGGUUGAAAUCAAGCCUGAGAUGAUUGGACAUUAUCUGGCAGAGUUUUCUAUUUCUUACAAGCCUGUAAAACAUGGAAGACCUGGUAUUGGUGCCACACACUCGUCAAGGUUUAUUCCUCUGAAAUAAGUCUUUAUCCAAUAGCUAGCAUGGCCACAAAUUAGAAUGGAGAGGCAUUUUGAACUUUAUUUUAUUUAGUUAUUGGUGGCUUUUUUCAUUUUAGCUCACCUUUCUCAAGUGCAUUGUUAAUGAGGUUUUAUAUUUGAAGGAUUGUGUCCAUCAUUUGUUACUUCUCUGGUGAACAUGCAAUACCUUCGAGAAGUGAAAUGGUAUUCUAAGCAGAGGCAUGUUUCAUGCAAAUGAUGCCUGCCUUGUGUUAUUCCGUAGACAGUACAUUUAUUUAUGCUUGUGAAAUCAUAAUUUUUUAAUUGCUCAGUGAAACCUAAGAUCCAUCUUU
Cryptomeria japonica (Japanese cedar) is the source of this 968-nucleotide messenger RNA. Its product is annotated as small ribosomal subunit protein uS19. The record is from RefSeq and is a predicted model, not a curated record. The transcript is spliced from 5 exons. Gene Ontology annotation, cellular component: cytosolic small ribosomal subunit; ribosome. Lineage: Eukaryota; Viridiplantae; Streptophyta; Pinopsida; Cupressales; Cupressaceae. Gene Ontology annotation, molecular function: structural constituent of ribosome; RNA binding. The coding region runs from base 185 to 640 and encodes 151 amino acids. Gene Ontology annotation, biological process: translation; ribosomal small subunit assembly.